Messenger RNA from Haemonchus placei, 294 nucleotides. Lineage: Eukaryota; Metazoa; Nematoda; Chromadorea; Rhabditida; Trichostrongylidae. The record is from the annotation of a GenBank genome assembly.
ACGUUGCUGUUGCACAUCGCGUCAGGAGCUAAAUCAGGGAUAGGGCUGUUUGUAAAUCGAGCUUUCGGACUUGUCUUCGAUCAAUUCAGCUUAUAUAUUGCCUAAUUAGUAUCCGAGAAUUCGAUGCGUGUUAGUGGAGCUGCCUGGCAGUUGAUUCCUGUUUGGCUGCAUUGUAUUUCGAUUGUGGCUGGAUUGGUUGGAAUCGUGCCAUCUGGUUUGUUCCGUUUCUUUAACUUUUACGAUAAUGUGUUGUUGGCGAAACGCCACAGUUCUUUCGAGACCUGUAGGCUGUAG